Messenger RNA from Bubalus bubalis (water buffalo), 1115 nucleotides. It is a transcript of the gene ECRG4, whose product is annotated as ECRG4 augurin precursor. The record is from RefSeq and is a predicted model, not a curated record. Lineage: Eukaryota; Metazoa; Chordata; Mammalia; Artiodactyla; Bovidae. The transcript is spliced from 4 exons. Bases 115 to 903 code for a protein of 262 amino acids. Gene Ontology annotation, biological process: regulation of cell population proliferation; central nervous system development; anaphase-promoting complex-dependent catabolic process.
GGGACCAGGGCGCGCGGUGCGCAGGAGAGGGGACUGUGGUCGGGAGGGCAGGUAGCGGAGAGAUCCCGAGGCCUGAGCGGGUACCCUCAGAGCACCCAGACCUUCCCCCGCUGGAUGCCGCGUCCCCUCCCGAGGCAGCCGGACCUCUCUUGCCCUUCGCCCGCGGUCUUUGGCGGCGCAGGCGCCCGCAGCCCCGCAGCCUUGGAGGAGCCGCGGCCGGAGAGAGGGGCGCGGAGACUUGGCACGGACGCUUGGCCCGCGGCCCGUCGGCACAGCGCCCGCCUGCCGGGUCCCGCCCCGGCCCGGACUCGGGGACCGCCCGCGCGUCCAGUACCCUUGAGCGCAGUUCUUCAGGGCGCAGUCCGCCGGCGCCGGGUCCUCCACUACAAGCGCCUUCCUUAUCCUUCCCGCGCAGUGGCCAAGGCGCGCUCAUCUCUCUCCAGCGCAUCCGCUGCAACCAUGGCCACCUCCUCCGCGCGGCCCGCCUUCCUGGUCAUGACCGCACUGGCGCUGCUGCUGCUGCUGUGCGUGGGCCCAGGCGGCAUAAGUGGAAACAAACUCAAGUUGCUGCUUCGGAAACGAGAAGCCCCUGCUCCCACUACGACCCCGGUGGUUGUCCAGGAGAGCAAAGCCAAGGAGUUCCUGAGCAGCCUUAGGAGGCCCAAGCGGCAGCUGUGGGACCGCUCAAGGCCAGAGGUGCAGCAAUGGUACCAGCACUUCCUGUACCUGGGCUUCGAUGAGGCGAAAUUUGAGGAUGACAUCAGCUAUUGGCUGAAUAGAAAUCGGAAUGGGCACGACUACUAUGAUUACUACCAGCGCCACUAUGAUGAGGACGCGGCCAUCGGCCCCCGGAGUGCCCACAGCUUCCGGCAUGGAGCCAGCGUGAACUACGACGACUACUGACCACCCCUUCGGGCAGGUUCAGGUCGUGGGCUCUGCACGGCUCUUGGGCUGUGUCUGCCGUGUCUAGUCUUGGCCCAUCUUCCCUACUCGCUUUCUAUGGCCAGAAAGGAAGCAUUAACACAGAGAAUAUAAAGGCCUUUCGAGAGUCCAUGCAAGUUCCUAACACUGCAUUCCAUUUAAAACUAUAAAUAAAAGCAUUUUGUUUAAAAGUC